CACACGUCUAUAUCCUUUGCUCUGCUACAUUUACCACUGUAGGUUUGGUAAGACAGCACUACUGUAGAGAUGAUCAGCGGCGUGCUCCUCUCCUGGGCUCUUCUCCUGCUCUCCAUCAGCCCACUGCUGGCUCAUCCUGUUUCAGACCCAGCAGAUAUGCCUUACACUGGACCAGACUCAAUGGAGGAGGCCGGAGCAGAGGAGCUCUCUGUAUCGGAUGUAGGCAGCCUCCUCCAGAGGGCAGCAGCUCUGGGCUACUCCCCACUGCUCUCCAGAGAGGGUCUGAAACUCAAUGGGCUGCUGCCUAAAGAAGCUUCAAAAAUGGUUGUGCUGGAAAAUCCAGGCCAUCUAACUUCUCUUGGUCAGCUGCUCGGCAUUAAGAGGCAAUACAGAAAGAGGGCCAAUGGAGCCGACUGCUUCUGGAAGUACUGCGUUUAACACCGGCACUGGAAACAACACACAGGACUAAGAGACAGGGCUUUAUUUCAGAUUUAGUACAUGUACAUACAUAUAUACACGCACACACACAUUUACACUAAACAACAACAGAGCAUAGCGAGACGUAAAUGAGAAAUAACACCACUUGACUUUACUGUUGUGGGGAAGUUUCUAAUUUUGCACACUGACAAUUCUGUGCUAGACUGUGUGUGUGAUGCUUGAUACUGGAUUGUCUGGUUUAAUUGUUUGAUCCUUGUAAGAAAGGCUGUAAUGUGAAUAAACUGACCAUAAAUAAAGAAUACCAUUUAGAAAA
Messenger RNA from Astyanax mexicanus (Mexican tetra), 751 nucleotides. RefSeq names its product urotensin 2, alpha (gene uts2a). The coding region runs from base 70 to 438 and encodes 122 amino acids. Gene Ontology annotation, cellular component: extracellular region. The record is from RefSeq and is a predicted model, not a curated record. Gene Ontology annotation, biological process: regulation of blood pressure; blood vessel diameter maintenance. NCBI's taxonomy places the organism in Eukaryota, Metazoa, Chordata, Actinopteri, Characiformes, Acestrorhamphidae. Gene Ontology annotation, molecular function: hormone activity. The transcript is spliced from 4 exons.